UACUCUUUCUCUACAAUGUCUUCUUAUUACUAUCCCCCUAAUUCGCCUAUUCUUCAUCUAACCCUCAAAUCCCUUCUAUCUAUUCCCAAUUAUCCAAAUCCAUAGAGAUGAAAGUUGUUCCUGAUAAUCCAACUUGUAGUGAGUUCACUACAACUGGUAUCAAAGCGGUUGAUUCUCCGACUGCUACGAUGGCCACUGCAACAACUAAAGCUUCACAAGUAGAAGCGAAAAUUCAAGAAUUAACCACUAAGGUUGAUAUCUUAGAACAAGAUAAAUAUUAAGCCAGACAAGCAUUAUACAUUGUAUUAUUUUAUUUGAGAAUGAAGUCUGUACGUCUAAUCUGGGAUAGGAAUUCACCAGAUCAUGAUUUUAAUCUUCUACAAAUUGAAACUCUCAUUUCCAUCGCUGAGAAGAAGUUGGAAUCACUACAAGAGGUUGGGGAUAUGUAAACUACGGAGAUGUAGGAUGAGAUUGUCAUAGAAGAAGUGAUAAUUGAUUCAAGUUCAGCUCGUAAUUUCACUCAACGAUCUUCAAAUCCACCAGUAUCAGAUGAAGUUUUAGGUUCUUCUUCAACCAUAGAUUAUUCUAACAGAUUUGUUGAAACGGAGUCGAAGGUGCUCGAGGAAAAAAUUGAUGGUGAUUUGAAAUCAAUUCCACUUGAUUGUAGUUCAACAGACGAUUUAUCUCAAAAUUCUUCCACUCUUACAGCAACAGAUGAGAGUAAAAUUCGAUCUAAACUCAAAUUUGAUUUCUCUAAUGUUGAUGGAUCUAUAGAUUCAAUUCAGGAUUAUAAGGAAAAGAUAGGAGGGUAAACCAUUCAAUUAUGGUAAUGAACUUUGUAUUGAUGUUGUGGGUUUUCAAGUUGAAAGGGUUAUAAAUUGUGAGGUCAAGGAUUUCAACUCGUUGAAUGAGUUCAGUGGAAAUGCUUCUACUUCUCUAGCAAUGGAGGAAGGUAAUUACAGACCUAAACCGAAGUCUGGUUCCUCUAAUGUUGUUAUUCUUUUCGAGAAUGCUGAUUAUAUGAGCAAAUUUAGUAAAAUGUUUUCACUCCCAUUUAUAGAGAUGUAUUAUGAAAAGUUAAAUAUUCAUAGGGUCUUAUUCAUUAUCGACAACAAGAUGUGUAGUGGAAUAUGUUUUUGCUGCAGCUUUGAAUUAGCUCGAACCUUAUUUGAUAGAGGAAAGUGGUUUCAAUUAAUCAUGACAGAUGUGAUACUCGCAAUGUAAUUGAGGAAAUGGUACAACAAUUUAUUAUUCUCGGGACUAGAAUGAGACUGCAAAUGACAAGCCAGAGUGGGUUUGGCUGUUCACAUGAGAUGUUGGAUCCGUGGAUGGGCAUAGAUAGUAGUUUUUCUACUCAAAUGGAAAAAGUUCGCAGAGAUUUUUCUCUUCUGCAAUUGAAGUGUGUAUUUCUUGCUAAAAUGCCUAAAAGUGUAACUUGGAGCUUGAGUUGCAGUGUGGAUUAUUUUCUCUUACAAAUUAAAAGGGGUAUGGUGAGUCCCAUGUUAAUAAUAGAUGAAGGUCUCUUCAUUGUCAAGAAUUUUGCUCGAUGGAUAUAUGAUUGUGGCAGGGUGUUAAGUUUUAUUACAAGGCUGAAAAUGUCACAAAGAAAUAAUAUAAUUGAGAAUACUUACACAACUAUGUGGUUGCGGGUGGUUGCAAUGGAGAGGACGAAUGAAUUAUUUUAUACAAGACUACUGCAGGAACAUAUCCUCUGGACUAAAUUGAUUCGACAUGAGUUACAUAAUGCUACAGGAGACAUAGUUGGUGAACUAUGGGAGGUACUACUUUUAACCUUGCUCCUUUUCGAUUUAAGAGAUACAAAAAAUGUUUGUGCAUACAUUUUGAUUUUCAUUGCUUUACUGGGGUUACCUAGAUCUAAUGUCUUUGGUAUUUAUGGGAAUGAGAACCACUUACUAUUACAACGUAAGAGUGGUAGGUUUGUGAAGAAGGGAGUUGUGGGAGAACACAUUUUUUGUUAUUAUUGUUGUACAGUCUUCAAUCUCAGGACUGAAUUGGUACAUCCACAUGCAUUCAAUAUUUCGGCUAUCUUCUCUCAUAGUUUUUGCCAGAUGCACCCUUGUAUUUCUGUGCAUCACAUGUUGCAGUUGUGGCCUGAUGAUAAUGUUUGUUUUUAUCGAUUAUCUACCCAAUUGCUUUAAGUAUUGAAUUCAGAUGGUUCCUUUAUGGAGUUCAGUGUUUUUAUUCCUGUGGAGAGUCACAUUCGUUGAAGAUAUUUUAGACUUUUAGGUACAACUUUAUUUGUGCUCAGUCUUUUGCUUGCUCUUGGUUCUACCAAGUUGGAGUUCCUGGCAAAGAUAAGUGGAAUACAGAUCUUGCUUGUGACAUGUCAUAUUCCAACUGUAUUGUUGUGGGUAGGGUACUUGAGGUGGAAAUUAUGAUUGAUCGUCUCAACUGAUUUACGGAGUGUGGAAAGUGUUUUUUGGAUUGAUUUGAGUUUUAUCUCAGUUGUGUUUCUUGAUACAACAAGGUACUAUGGAACAAAUCUGUUCAACGAAACUGAAAUCGAUACAGAAGGUUGUAACUUUGGCACUGCAGUUGGAGUUUCUCGUGUAUGGGUUUCGAAUAUUUCAGCCUUUUGGGGUUUGUGUUACCCUCCAAGAAAGGAAAGUAGGGUGCUCAAUCUUAACCAACUUCUUAAUCGACAACUACACCGCUCUGCUGCAACGGGGGACAGAAAAGUACAGAUGCAAGUUUCAUAUUCCACCUGGAGCGGUUGGCAUUUGUUUCGAUGUGCACAAAAUCUUACUUCCAACCAACUCCAUAAACUUCUGAAGGUCAUCACUACGAAGAUCAACAUACCAGCACAAAGGAGUGAAGUUCUGUAUUGGAUGUUACAUUUUUUCGACUUCGUUCUUAUCACCAGGAUCAUUAUGUCCAAAAGCAGGAACCUUGCUGGAAUAUUACAGAGGGGUCAAGCUGGAGAUAAGAGACUUGAGCUACCUUUCAGUAAUGAAGCAAGUAUGCUCAUGGGGGUUAACACAACCAAUUAUUAUACCAUUUCUGAUGUUGAUUGUGGCUAUGAUGGAACCGUGACCAAGCUGGAAUCCUGCAGUUCACUUGAUAAAGAUCAAAUUUGUGACUUUUCCUUGAAGUCUGUCAGGGUAAGAAUCACAAUUAUUACUGGUUUUGAGAGGCAGUUGCAACAAUGGUGUCUCUUACCUAGCCGAUCUCAAUUCUCAGGACAAGGAUGAUUUGAAGGGGUGAGUAUUUUUCAUGUCCCAGUGGGGGUUAUACAUUAUGGUUAAGGGCAGCCAUUAUGGGCUAGGUUAUAGGAAAGGGCGCUGGGUGCUAAUUGAAGUAGUAGCUACUGUCUCGUGUGUGUGGCUCGUGAUGUGCACGAGGUUUGUAAGAGUUGUGUCGGGGGAUAUGAGGGUAGCCUUGUUGUAUUGAAAAGAGUAGCUAAUGAAUAAUGUGAAACUUAUCUUCUUCCAUGAAUCUCUCUGUUACUCCUUCUC
Molecule: messenger RNA, 3476 nt
Organism: Papaver somniferum (opium poppy)
Lineage: Eukaryota; Viridiplantae; Streptophyta; Magnoliopsida; Ranunculales; Papaveraceae
Exons: 2
Coding region: 1233-2159 (308 amino acids)
Source: RefSeq, a predicted model, not a curated record